CAGAAUGAAUCGAGCUUCAUCUCUUGUCCGUUGCCCUAUACAAACAAAGGUGUAGGGGAAGCGGGGCAGAGCAUGGGAAUGGGAAUGCUAGGAGUGGCAGUACGGUUAAGGCGGUGUCUGAAGCCCCAAAAUACUACUGUCCUCUCUUCAUACUCAUAUCACUCGUCGUCUUCAAACCGGCAAAGAAAGAACGAAAACCAAGUGGAUUCGUCCUUCAACAGAGACCCAACAAGCCCACCUCGACUCUUUGUGGUGCAGCCUCGUCUCCGCCCCGAUACUCUCCUUCAAGCCAAGCUCAACGAAGCUCUAUGCCUCGCCAAUUCCCUCGAAGAACAGCGUGAUGGGUACUUCGAUUCUGAUUUCUUCGAUAAACCCUUGCCCCCUCACAUCCUCGUUCAAAAUCCCAUCUUCCGUUCCUCCAAAGCUCGAGCAGAUACUUACUUUGGGACUGGGACUGUAGACGAUAUCUUGUGCCAUAUCAGAGCAAUUGAGUCAAAGGAUGAUGUUGAUGCUGUGUUUGUGAAUGCUAUUUUAAGUGGGAUUCAACUGCGGAAUUUGGAGCGGAAAUGGAAUAAACCUGUGUUAGACCGGGUGUCACUUAUAAUAGAGAUAUUCAAUGCUCAUGCCCAUACAAAGGAGGCGAAACUUCAGGCGGAAUUAGCGGCUCUAAUGUAUGCAAAGAGUAGACUUGUUCGAGUACGUAGUAGUGAUGGUCGCUUGACUUUCGGAGCAUUUGGAGAUGCUGAAGUUGUUAGUGCCCGAGGGAGAGGAAGUGGAGGGCGUGGCUUUACCAGUGGUGCUGGAGAAACUGAGCUUCAGCUUCAGCGGCGAAGAAUAUUAGAACGGCGUGAGACUUUGCGGACCCAAAUCAAAGAUGUUCGUCGUACUCGAGCUUUGCAGCGAGCUUCUCGUAAGAGGCAUUGUCAAUUGGAUAGUCAAUAUUUGGCCACUGUUGCUGUUGUAGGAUACACAAAUGCUGGAAAAUCAACAUUAGUUAGUGCACUCUCAGGGAAUGAUCUUUACAGUGAUUCUCGACUGUUUGCAACACUGGAUGCUAGAUUAAAAAGUGUUGUUCUUCCUUCAGGGAGGAAAGUGCUUCUUGGUGAUACUGUGGGAUUUAUAUCAGAUUUGCCAGUGCAGUUGGUGCAAGCGUUUCGUGCAACUCUAGAGGAAGUGGUGGAAGCUGACCUCCUUGUGCAUUUGAUGGACUCUACUGCUCCUAAUCUUGAGGAGCAUCGAGCAACUGUGUUGCAAGCUCUUCAGCAAAUAGGAGUGUCAGAAGAGAAAUUACAGAAUAUGAUUGAAGUCUGGAAUAAGAUUGAUUACCAGGAAGAAAUGGUUGCUGAUGAAUAUCUAUGUGAUGGUGAAGAUGGUGAGGCUAGCAGUUUGUCUGGUGAUGAAGGUGGUGAUGUAGCAUCAGGAGCAGAUGAUGAGAUCAAUGGUUUCUCUGGAAGAAGUGAAGGAGAUUUUGAAGAGACGAUAGACAAUGAGCAAGAUGAUUACUCUGGCGACUGGCUGUUGUCAGGAGAUGACCAAGAGAUGGUAGGUGACCACUGGUUGAAGACUCUGGAUGAGCAACGAGAUGAGGCCUUAAAUGACUUGGGGAUGGAAAAUUUUUUACAAUGUCAGGCCCAGCAUGGUCCACAUCUCAAAAUAUCUGCCAUGACAGGAGUUGGCUUGCAAGAAUUGCUGGAACUCAUUGAUGACAGGCUAAAGACUCAGGAUGAGAAGUUCAAGGAACAAAAUGUAGUGGAAAGGGGUUUUUUUAAUAAAAAAUGGAGGCCUCCACGUACAGAGGAUGCUGGUAUAGCAGCUGCUGAACAGUGACAAGAAUAACGUUAGAUGCACAUUUUUUAAUUCCCCUUAAGAGUAAUACGGAAAUAAGAUGAAAAGUUUUCAAGGCAUGGAUGAUCGAUUAUGGAGGCACUCUAUUAUAUUCCACUGAAUAAAUUUUGGUGCUUGGUAAGAAAAAAUGCAGAUGGAGGGGACCUAAUCGAAAAGAUGGAGAUGGCUCACUUUUUGUUCAAAGAUUGUCAAGGCAAAGGCAGCCAUUUUGAAGCAAAAAGUAGAAGUAGAUACGUAUGUGUGGUGAGCAGUGCAUUUUAUUUGGAGGAGAGUAAUAGGUUCCUGAAGGGGUGCUAGGGUAUGCAUGCUUAUCCGCUCAGUAUUUGGGUGUGGUGUUGUAGUUUUGCUAGACAGACGGUGUAAAUUUCCCUUGAAGCAAUGAUGCGGCUGUAGGAGGUUUAUACAUUAAUGGAAGCAUUUAAAUGUUCUUAA
Molecule: messenger RNA, 2277 nt
Organism: Populus trichocarpa (black cottonwood)
Lineage: Eukaryota; Viridiplantae; Streptophyta; Magnoliopsida; Malpighiales; Salicaceae
Product: GTP-binding protein At3g49725, chloroplastic
Exons: 13
Coding region: 73-1827 (584 amino acids)
Cellular component (GO): cytoplasm
Molecular function (GO): GTP binding; ribosome binding
Source: RefSeq, a predicted model, not a curated record